Salvelinus fontinalis (brook trout) is the source of this 2493-nucleotide messenger RNA. Its product is annotated as neuronal pentraxin-1-like. The transcript has 5 exons. The record is from RefSeq and is a predicted model, not a curated record. The coding region runs from base 167 to 1453 and encodes 428 amino acids. NCBI's taxonomy places the organism in Eukaryota, Metazoa, Chordata, Actinopteri, Salmoniformes, Salmonidae.
AGAACCUGCCUCAACGCUGCCCUCAUCCCGGCUGUAGCUAGCCUAUAAAAUCUAGGACGAGCAGAGCUGAAACCUCACAGCUACAGACAGGGGACAGCUCCGUGGUGCUGAAACCAACUGCCUGAAAACAAACUCAGCGGCUGCAACACCACACACGUCAGGAAACAUGCCUGGAAUCAGGGAGGGACACUCUUGGCAACUUUUCCUAGUUUCUUUCUUGGUUUUGGAGGGGUCAACGCAAGAUUUCGGACAGACCCAGUUUAUUUGCACGUCUGUGCCCAAGGAUAUGGACUUGUGCGCGGCUACGAUGCAGAACAGUGGUCCGGCGGAGGAUUUGAAGACGACGGUGAUGCAAUUGAGGGAGACCGUGUUACAGCAAAAGGAGACCAUCAUGAACCAAAAGGAGACAAUCAGGGAACUAACGUCCAAGUUGAGUCGGUGUGAGAGCCAGAGUCUGCCCGAGGCGGGAGCGGGAGGCCGGAGAAUAGUACCGGGCGCCAAGAACACUAUGGGGGACGUAUCAAGGGGUCCUCAGGACACUCUCGCUCAACUAGGACAGACUUUACAGACUCUCAAACAGAGGUUGGAGAAUCUUGAGCAAUACAGCCGAAACAACGGUACGGCCCAGGCGAAUAGUCUGAAAGACCUGCUUCAGAACAAGAUUGAUGAUAUGGAGAAGCAGGUGCUGUCCCGGGUCAACACCCUGGAGGAGACCAAACCGGGUCAGAGAAACGAUACGGACCAGCGGAACCGAGUGGAGUCCACGCUGACUUCCAUGCAUCACCGGAUAACGGACCUAGAGAAAGGUGGGAAAGACAACAGACCACUGGACAAGUUCCAGCUGACAUUCCCGUUGAGAACCAACUACAUGUACGCCAAAGCCAAGAGAACCCUGCCGGAGAUGUAUGCCUUCACCGUGUGUCUGUGGAUUAAAUCUAACGCGUCACCCGGAGUGGGCACACCUUUCUCCUACGCUGUCCCAGGGCAGGCCAACGAGCUGGUGCUGAUUGAGUGGGGAAAUAACCCGAUGGAGAUACUCAUCAAUGAUAAGGUGGCCAAGUUGCCGUUCAUCAUCAACGACGGGAAGUGGCAUCACAUCUGCAUCACCUGGACCACGCGCGACGGGGUGUGGGAGGCGUUUCAGGACGGAGUGCUGCGGGGCAGUGGAGAGAAUCUGGCGCCAUACCAUCCCAUCAAGCCGCAGGGGGUCCUCGUAUUGGGACAAGAGCAGGACACGCUGGGGGGAGGUUUCGACGCCACACAAGCAUAUGUGGGUGAGCUAGCAAAUCUCAACAUGUGGGAUAGGAAGCUUUCCAUCGGGGAUAUUUAUAACCUGGCAACCUGCAACAGUAAAGCGCAAACUGGCAAUGUAUUCUCUUGGUCGGAAUCCAACAUUGAAAUAUUCGGUGGAGCUACCAAGUGGACAUUCGAGCCGUGCCGUGCGCUCAACUGAACUGCAUUUCGACAUGAAACCAAGGCCAAUCCGAUUUAUCUGUAUUUCUUUUGAGCUUCUGUGUUCUUGUCUUCAUUAUGAUGUUCGUUACAGACUAUUUGGUAUUUAUUUAAUGAUAAGCUUAUACCUGGGAUUUCUAUUAGAUAUUUAUGUGCGAAACAACUUUUUUUGAUCUUGAGAAAAAUCUAAUUCGUCUUGGAAACCUCAGUUGGACAGUGUUGGUAUCUGUUUGUUUGGUUUUCUAUUGGAGUUUUGUUGCAAGCGCACUUUAGCUGUUUCGAUUUGCUUAUUUUGUCUUGGACUGUUGGCAGCUGGGCAAUCCACGCCUUACGUUGGACAAUCCACAGCACAGUGCGGAAUUUAUGGAGCCAUCCUCUAGAGUGGAACUCACGCUGUCUGUCCAAGUAUUGUCAGUAUUUGACGCCGUGAAAUGAUACCACGCCCUCCAAAUCCCUCAACCCCCCCCCCCCCCCCCCCCGGAUCUUGCACUGUGAAUGACGAGAGCCAUGUAGAGAGAGGACGCCGAGGGUACGUUGAAGGACACUGCAAGUCGGACUGUAAAAAGAAUUUGUAAUUGUCGUUCGCUUCAAAGUGUCUCCUGUAAACCCUGUAAACGAAUGUCGUUAAUUGCCAACAUGCAACAAAGCCUGGGUGCCUUUGGCUGGUGCAAAUAUUCAGCGCAUACGUUUUAUGUUGCAAAUUAUAUGUAUUGUUUGUUUUGUAUUUAUUUUGAGGGAGGGUGGGAGAUUUUCUUGUUAUUAUUCUGAUAAAUGUAAUUUAAUUGAGGUUUGUUCACGGAUAUGAUGACGUGUUUGGGCAGGUGUUUGUACUACCGGUAUCUGUAUUCGGAAUGUUACGGUGUCUGUAUAGUAACAGCAUGACUGAGUGACAAAACGCUGCCACAUCUGCUUGACUAUCCUUUCUGGGACUGGGUGGUUUUCUACAGAAUUGUUAUAUGCUCCAAGCAUGGCAACAUUGAAAGAUAUGAAAAAUAUAUAAUUUUUGUAAUAAAAUUGUGAUACAUAAGAGUUAAAAGUUUA